AGGAACGUUAACCAGCAAGUGUAACAUGAUCAUGAAUCAGUUUAUAAAUGGGAAACUAGUGCUUCACAAUUCUCACAUCCAACCUUUAAUUAACCACUUUCUUCUUCAUCAAUUCUAUCCCUUGCAACCAUCAUCAUGUCUGAAGAGAAGAAACACCACCAUGGCCUCUUCAACCGCCACAAGGACGACGACGAGGAUAAGCCUAUAGAUUCUGACACUGGUUACAACCAGUCAUCAUACUCUGCUGAUCAACCUUCUGGUGGUGGCUAUGAUUCUGGUUACAACAAGUCAUCAUACUCCACUGAUAAUCCAUCUGGUGGUGGUGGUGACUCUGGUUACAACAAGUCAUCAUACUCCACUGAUGAUCCAUCUAGUGGUGGCUAUGAAACUGGUUACAAUAAGUCUUCAUACUCUACUGAUGAUCAGCCUUCUGGUGGUGGUGCCUAUGAAUCUGGUUAUAACAAGACAAGUUAUACUGAUGAUCAACCUUCUGGUGGCGGCUAUGGUACUGGUGGCGGCGGCGGUGGAGGAUACUCUGACACCACUACUGGUGGUGGCUAUGGUGCCGGUACUGGUGGUGGUGGCGGCUAUGGCGAUGAUACUUCUCGACCUGAUGAUGAGGUUGACUAUAAGAAGGAGGAGAAGCACCACAAGCAUCUUGAACAACUUGGUGGGGUUGGUGCUGUAGCUGCUGGUAUCUAUGCCUUGCAUGAGAAGAACGAGGCAAAGAAAGAUCCAGAGAAUGCUCACAGGCACAAGAUACAAGAGGAGGUUGCAGCUGCAGCUGCAGUGGGAGCUGGUGGGUUCGCCUUUCAUGAGCAUCAUGAGAAAAAGGAAGCAAAGGAGGAAGACGAGGAAGCUCAUGGAAAGAAGCACCACCAUCUGUUUGGUUGAACAUAUAUAAAAUUAAGCACACAAGGAUUUCCAAUAUUCAUUCCUUUGUCUUGUUAUGCUUUUGGCUUAUAUGUGUGUAUCUUUAUAAUUUAUCUUCCGGUUUACUUUGAGUGGUUUGGAGAAUGCUUCCUUCGUGUUGCUUCAUAUGUGCUAUGUUAAGUACAUAAUGAUAUCGUAUAAUAAUUUGAGAUGA
Messenger RNA from Gastrolobium bilobum, 1087 nucleotides. RefSeq lists its product as uncharacterized. NCBI's taxonomy places the organism in Eukaryota, Viridiplantae, Streptophyta, Magnoliopsida, Fabales, Fabaceae. The transcript has 2 exons. Bases 136 to 894 code for a protein of 252 amino acids. The record is from RefSeq and is a predicted model, not a curated record.